This is a messenger RNA of Hevea brasiliensis (rubber tree), 829 nucleotides long. Its product is annotated as VQ motif-containing protein 22-like. The record is from RefSeq and is a predicted model, not a curated record. Lineage: Eukaryota; Viridiplantae; Streptophyta; Magnoliopsida; Malpighiales; Euphorbiaceae. Bases 8 to 745 code for a protein of 245 amino acids. The transcript has a single exon.
ACCAAUAAUGAUGAGUGAGACUAUUCCUAGCUCCAGUGAGUGGUUCCCAUUCCAUGAGCAAACAUCUAUUCAUGGGCAGGCUGAAACUUAUUCUUCUUCCCUUGGAUUUUCAGAUGCCACCAUAGUUACAACCACAACAACUACACCAAUUGGUGCUUCUGAUCAUAGCUUAGUGUUAAGCCCUACCUGUUCAACUACAGCAACUGCUCCCUUGACCCCUAAGGUUUGUGUGUCGAAGACAAUCAGAAGGAGGUCUAGGGCGUCUAAGAAGACACCCACUACCCUUCUCAAUGCCAAUACUAAAAAUUUUAGAGCCUUGGUGCAGCAAUUUACUGGCUGUAAUAGCACAACUAGAUCAUUCGGUAGACAAAUGGGUCCAAUCAACCUGAAUUUUCAACUGGGUAGUGCACAAAAUCACAAUAUUGAAACUACAAUAAUGAGUCCAUUUUUUGGCAGUUAUAAUAAUUAUCCUCAUCAAUAUCAUCAGUAUCAGAUGCAACAACAAGAACAACAACCGCUGCAGCAGCAACACCAUGAUCAUCAACAGUCACUGCACCAGGAGCAGAAGUACAUGGUUUCAUCGCUUGAGGAUUUCUAUUUCCGAGGGCCUGGAGACAUUGGCACUACUACUGCAGGAAAUAAUUUAGAGAUCCCAGAUGAGAUUCUCAUCAUGGAUGAUUUUCCUUUGUAUGAACUUGCUAGGGAGUCCUUGUACAAUGAAAAUAUGAAUGUUACAUCUAGCUAGUACAAUUAGUCUAUUUAGCUAGCUAGAAGGUGAAUAUAUUCUCCCUCUUAAUUAGAUCAAUGGACAAUUUAAUUUUUACUUCAA